Molecule: messenger RNA, 249 nt
Organism: Neomonachus schauinslandi (Hawaiian monk seal)
Lineage: Eukaryota; Metazoa; Chordata; Mammalia; Carnivora; Phocidae
Product: cytochrome c oxidase subunit NDUFA4-like
Exons: 1
Coding region: 1-249 (82 amino acids)
Source: RefSeq, a predicted model, not a curated record
AUGUUAUGCCAGAUCCUUUGUCAGACCAAGAAGCAUCCAGGCUUGAUCGCCCUUUUCAUAUUUAUUGGGGCAGGAGGUAGUGGAGCAGUGUUGUAUGGCUUGUGCCUGGCAUUGUUCAAUCUAGAUAUCAGUUGGGAUAGGAAGAAUAAUCUAGAACCCUGGAACAAACUGGGUCCCAGCGAUCAAUACAAGUUCUACUCAGUGAAUGUAGAUUACAGCCAACUGAAGAAAGAAGGUCCAAACUACUAA